This is a messenger RNA of Acaulospora morrowiae, 829 nucleotides long. The record is from the annotation of a GenBank genome assembly. Lineage: Eukaryota; Fungi; Glomeromycota; Glomeromycetes; Diversisporales; Acaulosporaceae.
AUGAAUGGUGAUCGUCUUUCAAGCACUUCAAAAACUCGUAAACCACGGGUGAAAAAUAGCGCAAAACUUACACUCGAUACAGCACGUCUAUCACCGCCUCCACUCUUUCGUAGCAAUACCGCACCUGGUAAAUCUGGUGCCAGUAUCACCAAUACCGGCGCCCGUACCCCUCGAAGCGGUAACUCGAUUUCGUCUGAAAAAGAGAAAGUCAGGUCAGACGAUGGCUUUCAAUCUGAUUCUGAUAAAGAUAGCAACCAAUCUGCACAUUCUGUUCACUCAAAUUUAAGUGCGUACAGUGGCAUGAGCAGAACCCCUUCGAUCAAGUCGGAUACCAUCGUACGUGUUCGACCAAAAUCCUCUCUUGGAUCCGACCUUUCAGAUAAGUCUCAAUUGGACAGUCUUAGUCUUGCUCACCUGGCGGUUAAUCGUCAACUGCAAGCCGAUAAACAAGCGGAAGAGGCAAGAAAAAAUAGGAAGAUUGCGGAUUUGGAAAUCUCUAUAAGAUCAUUGACAGCAAUAAAUGCUGAAUUGGACGCAACCAACAAAAAGCAAGCUGCCGAGAUUAUAGAAUUGAAGAGGAAACUCCGCAUAUAUAAUGAUGAUUCUUUCAUGUCUGAAAUAUAUGACAUCGAUGAUGAUAUAUCUUCGUCAUUAACAGAGGCAAGUGUUGUGCAUAGAAGACGGGAAUUAGCGGAAAUAGCUAAGGAAAAUGACAUUCGAUUUCGACGAAUAUGCCACGCAAUGGAUGAACUGCUUCGAGAUGCCCAAGCAGCCCUUGAUUAUUCGACAAAAAUAGUAGGAAGUAGAGUAAUAACGGAUGCACAUUUGG